Clunio marinus is the source of this 288-nucleotide messenger RNA. The record is from the annotation of a GenBank genome assembly. Lineage: Eukaryota; Metazoa; Arthropoda; Insecta; Diptera; Chironomidae.
AUGAAAAACGACAUUAAGAGAUUUCCUCGUGUGAAAAUGAGAUUAGAAAUGAAGAGAAUAGGACUACAUUCUCAUGAAGACAUUCCUCUAAUUGUUUUCAUAAUUCUAUUUGGAUUAACAUUUCGGGACUUCAAACCAGAUCACUCUAACAAAAAUUUCCGUGUUGAAGAAAAUUUAAAGAAAAAGAAAAGGGCUUCGAUGUCAAAACAUGUUCAGAAAGUUAAAAGAUUUGUUUUGAAAGAACAUUCGGGAGGAAAACGGAAAUCAAAAAAGAAAUCGAAGAAAUGA